AUGGCUUCUUCUUCCUCUAAAGCUCUAAUCGCACUGGGUACCAUUCUUCUUGCCCACGCAUGCUAUUCAGCCUAUGAGCACUCAGCACUUCACCUGGCAGCGGGCCUCCCGCUCGACAUCUCGAUAGAGACCGUCCUCUCAGUAGUCUUCAUAUGCGUUGGACUAGUCCUUGGUGCCGAAGAGCUCAAGCCAAUAAGCUGGAGAGUAUGGGCAGGGAGAGCUGAAAGAGAAAGCGGAGGGGGUGGGCCAUUCCAGGGGUUGGAGGAUAGGCUUGGCUUUGUGGAUAUAAGGGUAAAAAGGAAAGAUUUUGCGGACUGGGUACGGGACCAGGGGAGCGAUAACAAAGGGUGA
Molecule: messenger RNA, 351 nt
Organism: Letharia columbiana
Lineage: Eukaryota; Fungi; Ascomycota; Lecanoromycetes; Lecanorales; Parmeliaceae
Exons: 3
Coding region: 1-351 (116 amino acids)
Biological process (GO): protein folding in endoplasmic reticulum
Cellular component (GO): EMC complex
Source: RefSeq, a predicted model, not a curated record